This is a messenger RNA of Lutra lutra (Eurasian river otter), 2970 nucleotides long. It is a transcript of the gene SUOX, whose product is annotated as sulfite oxidase. Gene Ontology annotation, molecular function: molybdenum ion binding; oxidoreductase activity; heme binding. The coding region runs from base 839 to 2473 and encodes 544 amino acids. NCBI's taxonomy places the organism in Eukaryota, Metazoa, Chordata, Mammalia, Carnivora, Mustelidae. The record is from RefSeq and is a predicted model, not a curated record. Gene Ontology annotation, cellular component: mitochondrion. The transcript has 4 exons.
AAGGCCUGGAAUGAAGGCGAUGGCCGGGGUCCUGGGACCCGGGAAUGCUCCGAGGACCGUGGGUUUGAACAAAAACUGCCGAUACAGCCUCCGCUCCCGCUGCCCAGCUGCUCCUAGGGGCGCGGUUGUUGCUACGAGACACUUGUGCCAGCAGCUGGGCAGUGGCAUGGAACUGGGUGCUUGUGCUUUAGAGCUGGAUAUAUCUUACUCUACCUAAAGUGCCCCUGGGGAGUGAGGGGCCACCACCCGGACAAGGGGUGUGGCAUCUGUUUUAGAGCAGAAGGUUGCUUCUCCCAAACCUGGGACACUGAGCUGACCGAGUUCACCUGUAAGACAGCCCUACUUCCACCACUCCAGCCUGGUUAUUCUAAGUGGGCUGCUGGCAUCGAGGGCAGGUGGGAGGGAAUGGGAGGAUCCCAUGGCCCGGGGUAAAAUGCAGACUCUGUUCCUGCUCCUGUCACCCUUGCAGUUUCCCUGUCUGCCCCCUUUAGCAUUUCACCAGCAAUUGGGGCUUCUCUCACUCUUCCCUAUUUUGGCAUUCCUGGAGUCUGCGAUCUAUUCAGUGCUCUGAGGAAGGAACUGCUACAGGGCAGAGUGGAAAAAUUACUUCUCUAGCCCAUCCCCUGACACCCUGGCCCUUAACUUCCCAGUUUGUUGAGUUCACAGGCAUGACCUAGACAGGGCAAGGGUGGGGACCCUGGGCUGGGGUUCAGUUCCCAGCUGGAUUCUAUUUUCUUUUUCCCUAGGGUUGGUAGAGGAAAGGAGGGGACUGAAAGGUCUUCAAAGACAACGUUAUUACCUGUUUGCUCCUCACAGCUACUCUGCUAGGUCUGCCACAAUGCUGCUGCACAGGGCUGUGAUCCCAUGUCUCCGACAGGCCUGCAGGCUCCAAUCAGUCCCCUCAAGGCUCUGCAUUCGGGCCUGCUCUACAAAUGAUUCACUUCAGCCCCAGUGCCCCAGCCUUGACUUCUCUGGUGCUAACUCCAGCACUAGGGGAUGGAGAGUCAUGGGGACUCUGCUAGGCCUCGGUGCAGUGUUGGCCUAUCAUGACCACCGGUGCAGGGCUGCUGAGAAGUCACCACGCAUAUAUACUAGAGAGGAAGUGAAAUCUCACAGCAGCCUUGAGACUAGGAUCUGGGUAACUCUGGGCUGUGAGGUGUUUGAUGUUACAGAAUUUGUGGAUCUACACCCAGGGGGGCCAUCAAAGCUGAUGCUAGCAGCAGGUGGUCCUUUAGAGCCUUUCUGGGCCCUCUAUGCUGUUCAUGACCAGACCCACGUGCGUGAGAUACUGGCUCAGUACAAAGUUGGCGAGCUGAGCCCUGAAGACAAAGCACCCUCCACCUUGAAGACCUCUGACCCUUACGCUGAUGAUCCUGUACGUCACCCAGCCCUGAAGGUCAAUAGCCAACGCCCCUUUAAUGCAGAGCCCCCCCCUGAACUGCUGACAGAAAACUAUAUCACACCUAACCCUAUCUUCUUCACCCGGAACCAUCUGCCUGUACCUAACCUGGAACCAGAAACCUAUCGCCUGCAUGUAGUAGGGCCACCUGGGUGUCAGUCGCUGUCCCUAUCCCUGGAUGACUUGUACCAGUUCCCCAAGCACGAGGUCACAGUCACUCUUCAGUGCGCUGGAAACCGACGCUCUGAGAUGACUCAGUUCAAAGAAGUAAAAGGUCUGGAGUGGAAUGCAGGGGCCAUUAGCACUGCACGCUGGGCUGGGGCACGCCUCUGUGAUGUGUUAGCCAAGGCUGGUCACCAACUCCGUGAAACUGAGGCCCAUGUCUGCUUUGAGGGACUGGACGCAGACCCCACAGGGACUGCGUAUGGAGCAUCCAUCCCUCUGGCUCGGGCCAUGGACCCUGAAGCUGAGGUCCUGCUGGCAUAUGAGAUGAAUGGGCAGCCCCUGCCUCGUGACCAUGGCUUCCCUGUGCGGGUGGUGGUUCCUGGUGUGGUGGGUGCCCGCCAUGUCAAAUGGCUGGGCAAAGUGAGCGUGGAACGAGAGGAAAGUUACAGUCACUGGCAGCGGCGGGAUUACAAAGGCUUCUCUCCGUCUGUGGACUGGGACACAGUAGAUUUUGACUCAGCUCCAUCUAUUCAGGAACUUCCUGUCCAGUCAGCCAUCACAGAGCCCAAGGAUGGGGAGACCGUACGAUCAGGGGAGGUGACUAUCAAGGGCUAUGCAUGGAGUGGUGGUGGGAGGGCUAUAGUCAGGGUGGAUGUGUCUCUGGAUGGGGGCCUAACCUGGCAAGUGGCUGAGCUGGAUGGAGAGGAGCAGCGUCCCCGGAAGGCCUGGGCCUGGAGGUUAUGGCAGCUGCAAGCGCCUGUGCCAGCUGGGAAAAAGGAAUUGAACAUUGUUUGUAAGGCUGUAGAUGAUAGCUACAAUGUGCAACCAGACUCAGUGGCCCCAAUCUGGAACCUGCGAGGUGUGCUCAGCAAUGCCUGGCACCGUGUCCACGUCCGUGUCACCCCAUGAAAAGGUGAAGUGGAAUUACCUACUCCCAGAAUCAUUUUCUCAACCCCUUCCAUAACCAUCCUUUUCACUCAUGACCACAGAAACACCUUGCCUUUCAUCAUCACUUCUUGGAUCACAACCUUGUACUAUGCCUUCCUAAACCACACAUAGAUAACAUGCAUUGCACAUUUCCAAGCAGGCAUCAGCUCUCCUUUGACACUAUGUUACAUAACUCCUAUUGUGCCCCUUGUUGAGAGCUGUUGGGGCUAGAAGGGGGGGAAAUUCUGUAAACAAGCACUCUUCCUACCCAACCUCCACUGCUAAUGUAUACCACCACUUUAUUCUACUCCUCUUCUUGGGAGUUUUCAGAGAAUGUGGAUACAUGUGACAAAAGUGUAUAUGCAACUUUCUACUUUCUACUUUCCACUUUCUGGGUUGCCAGGGAGGCAAUCCUGGUGAAAUCCUACCCCUUUAUAGUUCCACUUUUCUAAAUACAUCAAUAAAGUGUUUUAAGUCUA